This is a messenger RNA of Sesamum indicum (sesame), 432 nucleotides long. RefSeq lists its product as uncharacterized. The record is from RefSeq and is a predicted model, not a curated record. Lineage: Eukaryota; Viridiplantae; Streptophyta; Magnoliopsida; Lamiales; Pedaliaceae.
AUGGAGUAUGAAGUAGGUGAUAAGAUUUUUUUGAAGAUAUCACCUUGGAGGGGAAUCCUGAGGUUUGGCAGGCAAGGGAAGCUGAGUCCGAGAUAUAUCGAACCGUAUGAAAUUAUUGAAAGAAUUGGACAACUGGCGUAUCGACUAGCAUUACCGGCAGAGUUGUCACAAAUACAUGAUGUUUUCCAUGUUUUGAUGCUGCGACGAUAUCGAUCUGAUCCUAGUCACAUUAUUCGUCAGCCGGAAAUAGAGAUUUCUGAGGAGUUGACAUAUGUUGAGGAACCAACAGAGAUUUUGGAUAGAAGCGUAAGAAAAUUGAAAAAUAAGGACAUAUCGAUGGUAAAAGUGAGAUGGAGUCAUCAUUCCCCGAUAGAGGCGACUUGGGAGGUUGAGGAGCAUAUGAAAAAGAAGUAUCCCGAUCUAUUCCAUUGA